AUGUUCUCUUCCAAUCGCGUCUUCGCGUUUCUUGCUCUCUUUUUUACCUUCGCUAGCCUUUUUGCCGUCGUUCGAGCUGCCCCCGUCAGUGACCCUGCCCCCGCAUUCAAUCUUGUCGCUCGCGAUGACGGGUUGGUAUCAGGAGUCGUCUCUCCUCGUGGUGUCGUCACCUGUGCCGCCUUAGGCUGCAAUGAGAAGGACAUAUUGAAACUCCUCACCAAGCUCCACAUCGAUCUCAAGAUUCUUAUUGGCAAACUUGACGGACAUGCCAAUCCCUGGCCCAUCGUCACCGACAUAUGCGCUGUUAUCACCGCCACGAUCGAGCUCCUUGCCGCCAUAGCAGUCAAUAUUUCCGUACCGGGCGAGCUCAUCGCGGAAAUCGUCGCAAUCCUCGUCGAAAUCAUCAUUUCCCUCGCGACCUGCGUGACGCUCUAUGGACCACUCGUUACCAUCGCCAUUGCAAUUAAAAUCGAUGUUGUGCUCCUUGCCCUCGUCAGCUCUUGCUGCGGUUUGAUUCCCACUUUACUGGUCGAGCUCACCGCUGCGUUGGUGGUUCACCUCGAGUUACUGCAAACCGUGAGAUUCGUCCUCACGUGUCUCACGCUCCACCUGAAACUCUGA
Cantharellus anzutake is the source of this 621-nucleotide messenger RNA. RefSeq lists its product as uncharacterized. The coding region runs from base 1 to 621 and encodes 206 amino acids. The record is from RefSeq and is a predicted model, not a curated record. NCBI's taxonomy places the organism in Eukaryota, Fungi, Basidiomycota, Agaricomycetes, Cantharellales, Hydnaceae. The transcript is spliced from 4 exons.